AUGGGAUUGCUCAGAAGAAUAAUGAGGAGAGUCAAUUUCUACCGAACAAAACGUAUGCCUCUUCAGGUUCUAGACUGUCAGGUUAUCUACUUUUUGUGGCAUGGCAAUGGAUGUACAUAUGGGCCAUAUGAUGUUGAAGCGAUGAAAAGAUUUGAUGCCGUCGGAAAAUUGCAUCACCCAAGUCGAAUUCAAAUUAUCGAAUGCACCAGGAAAAGCUCUGUUGGCCUACUGGAGUGGUUUGGAUCUGUUGAAGAUCUCAGAAAAUUAUUCGGCCGCGAUGAUUGUUUCCCAAAACGUCUGUCACAGUUUAUUGGAAAAUGGACACUGCCAGAAAUCAUUCCAAAUCCAGCCCUGUACAGAUACGAACCUAUCAACUUCCGCACAUUCAACCUAUCCAGUUUUCUCAGCAAUCUGAGCACCUCCACUAGGUGUCCAUUUGUAACUGGAACUCGUGAUCCAUCUGUAACUGAUGAUCAAAUUCUUCCAUUGUCGUCUAUCGUUGACGUUGCAAGACGCAUUCUGAUAGAGUACGGAAACUUGGAUCCAGAUGAGAGACAACUUCUACACAUCCUUCUCUCUGAAUACUUUUCUCCGGCCGUAAUCAAGUACCAAAGAAUUUUUACUAUUGAUUUCGACUAUCUCAAAAUUCGCCAUCUUCUUGACGAUGUUAAACGGUACACAUUUGAAAGGAAAUUGGGCAGACAGCUCGCCAAGAUUGCGGCCAAUCAACAUCAACAAUCUUCGCCAUCUUCUGCUUCGUCAUCUCGACAACUAGGAUGGAUGCAAGCGCCGAGCUAUUACCAGGGAAUCGAACUUCAAUAA
Messenger RNA from Caenorhabditis briggsae, 822 nucleotides. The record is from RefSeq and is a predicted model, not a curated record. The coding region runs from base 1 to 822 and encodes 273 amino acids. The transcript is spliced from 5 exons. Lineage: Eukaryota; Metazoa; Nematoda; Chromadorea; Rhabditida; Rhabditidae.